Molecule: messenger RNA, 5232 nt
Organism: Pecten maximus
Lineage: Eukaryota; Metazoa; Mollusca; Bivalvia; Pectinida; Pectinidae
Exons: 9
Coding region: 105-2678 (857 amino acids)
Molecular function (GO): ATP hydrolysis activity; ADP binding; protein binding
Source: RefSeq, a predicted model, not a curated record
UAAUAAGAGGAAAAACCCAACUCCAUUCGUUUAAUGCUUCUAAUGUAAGUCGGGCGUCUGGACACUCAAUUCAAUGAUGAGUUAGUCUACUGAAUCCAGAAAUUAUGGCGAAGCUAUUUGGACGAAAGUCUGAUGUUCAGAGCUGGGACAUCAUCAGGCACAAGCUUAUACAAGAGUUUGACAGCUGUGAUGAUUUGUUCAAUAAUGUGAUUAAACAUUCAGAAAAGUACCUGGAAAUACGUAAUGAAAAUCCACAUCCUCAAAAUGGCAAUGAAUAUUUCCAAAGGCUUGAGAAUAACCUAGUGAGGCAAAGAGACAUGCUGGAUUUCUUGAUAAGAGUGAUUGAAAAUAUCAAUCUGCACACGAAUAUGGGGACUGAGUCACAGAGUGAGGUGUUGAAAGGGUACAGGGAAAAACUGGAGGCGCUUCAGAGGGCCGACAUGGAGGAUGAAGAGGAAGAUAGGAACUUUGUUGGCAGGGAAAAGUACAUUAGUGAAAUUGUUGAGAUAUUUGAGGACGAAAGAAACAAUUUCAAAGGUGUAAGUAUUUGUGGAAUGGGAGGCUUAGGAAAAACGACACUGGCCAACAAAAUCUGCCGAAAAUUGAAAGGUGUAUGGAAGAUCAUUAAAGUCGAUCUCAGGGAAGUUAAAACAUUGAGGGAUAUGCUCAGAGAUGUAUUUGUGCAGCUCACCUGUGAAACCUUGAUACGGGAAGCAGAAGAGGAAAUCCUCGAGCAGAUUAAGGAUUUUCUCAAAAAGGACAAUGCCAUACAGUGUAAAACCAUACUGAUGCUGGAUAACAUUGAAGAUGUCAUAGAAGUAGAGGGAAUAGCCAAAUUUCAGAAAGAUUUCCUGGACAAACUCUUCAAUUUUUUGAAAGAUUUUGGUGACGAAUGCAAAAUUCGCCUACUUCUGACGUCUCGGGUCCUGUUGACUUGUCAUCCAAUGGUACCCGACGCUGUAAAUAGGUUUUGGAGGAAGAUAAAAAGCCAUGAUAGGCAUUAUGGUUUGAUCAAGGAAAAGGAAAUACUCCCAUUUGACAGUAGGGAAGCGAUGGAACUCUUCAAUAAAUGCAUGGGGGAGAAACAAAUAGACAAUGUCCAGGUGGAAAAGAUUGUGAAACUCUGUGGGUUCAGUCCACUAGCCAUUACUAUUCUAUGCAGUUCCAUGCGUCAUGAAUUGUUAACACCAGAAUCCAUUAUAGAAGACUUGGAGCCCAACUUCUGGCUUCGCCAUAUAUCAAGAACACCAAAUGUUACAAAUUGUCUCGAAAAAUCAUUUCAGUCAUUAAAGCCAUGCACAAAAACAGAUUUGAUACGACUCUCUGUUUUCCAUUCGGCGAUGUUUGAUAUUGAUGCCGCUGCAGCAGUCCUGAAGACGCCUCGAAGAGUGAUCAAAAGAGAUGAGGCAAGACAAAAACUACUGAUCCUGAAAUCAAGAUGCUUUGUUGAGGUUUUGUCUGACAAUACACAAACGGACAGAUUCUCUCUCCAUCCGUUGGUCUUCCACUUUUUGAAAAACAAAUCGAAGUCGAGACAUUUCAAAGAAGAAUUUCGAACUGCGAAAAAAUUGUUUGUUGAACACUACAGAAAAGUGAUAUGCGAUGUUGCAGAACAAGCUGACAAAGACUGUGUUGAAGGACACAGAAUGUUAGGAUAUAACAAAAAGCAUGUUAAGAAUUUUUAUGAAAUCCUUGCAACAGAUGACUUGCAGGAACUACUAACCGGCAGACCUAAUGAUAGCUUCGCCACCAUAGUGGAAAGCAGAAGAAUCUAUGAAAUCGCAGAUCUACUACUGUAUGAUGACACUAAAUGGAGUCUCAUACAAAAUUUUCUAAUAAAGACCAAAGAUAAAAGAGAAAAUGAGUUACAUCAUUUAUUUUGGCGUGUAUGCGAAAUCGCGUAUCUGUUGGAUCUAGAUAGAAAUCAAGAAGCCAAAAGAAAAAUUGACAGCAUGGAUGAGUCGUUGAGCAAAAGGACGGAAAACGGCCACAAAAAGACAAUGGCAGCAGUGGAUGGUGCCUUUUUCUUCCAAAAGGGCAGAUACUUCCGAAAGGAAUAUCUUUGUGAUGAAGCAUUUUGCUUUCUAAAACUUGCUGCUGAAAAUAUUUCACAAGUGGAAAAAGACUACAUGAUUCUUCUGUCGAAGAUUUACAAUGUUAUGGGCGGUUCAGAAUACAGAAAGAAGAAUGCAGAUUAUAGUUUAGCCAGAAGUUACCAUGAACAAGCAUUGCGAAUAAUUAUCAACUUUACAAACAAAAGGUGUCGCAAUGUGGAAGCCCCAGAAUAUUUCCAUAAUAUUGGAACAUGCUUCUAUAGAGAAGGUGAGGCAUUUCGCAAGGACAAAAAAGAAAUGGAAGCGAACUUCAACUGCAACGAAGCGAUUAAGUGGUAUAAUGUUGCUGUACAACUUGAUAUAGAGAUGAAACUGGACAAUAUGGCAUGCCAUGCACAAUUUCUUCAGAACAGAGGUGAAGCUUACGGUGCAAUGAAGGCUUGGGGAAAGGCCGAGGAAGACUUUAAGGCUUCCAUCAUUUUAAGGGAAAAGAUACUGGCUCCUCCAAACAGACAAAUCACAAUAGGAUUAUUCAAAACGGCUAAAUUACUGUACAUGAAAGGUGUUCACCUCUACCACCAAGGAGAAAAGGACAAAGCGAGAGAAUCGAUGUUGCGUGGCUAAGAAACUCUGUGAAAAAAUUGCGGAUCUAACCAUUGGUGGAGGUCUGCCAGUUUCAGACGUUAUCUACCAAGAAGCUAAGGAACUGACUUCCAAACUCCUACACACUCUCCAAGACAAUCACACUCGCCGGCUAAUUCUGAACAAAUACAGGAAAUUCGAAAAUAACAUUUUCAAUAAACGAAUCCGCAUGCUACAAAGUAUUGGAAAGUCGCACUUCACGCAAAAUAAGAGAUAUGGUACGACGUGGAGGGAGCCAACCAAGCAGACAGAAUGUGAUUCAUCAUGUGACGAGGAGGAAGACGAGGACUCGGAACAGAACACAUGGAAUGUGGACACAGAUGAAGAUUAUCUUCUUAAUAUGAGUGAGGAUGAAGCGGCUGUGGACUUAACCGGUGUCACUUACGAAGGGGACAUUCGUUAUGUUGGUUGUGUACCAACCCAUCCAUUCCACGCCGUUUUUGCAAAAGGCGAGGAGAAGAAGGAUGCAGAUUUUGAUGACCAGCUAUCCUUGUUGAUUGACGGUAUUGACAUUAUGAAAAUGGAUACCAGUGCAAACGGAAACGAUCAUACUGAAGAAGGAAAUUUUCGCAGGGAUAAUAAAGAGGACGGCUGUACAGGAAAAGGUGAUACUGUUACUGAAAGUAGAACUGAGCGCAUAACUAGUUCAAUGGAGGUUGAUGACUGCAUUCUAACAGUGUCGAAACCACAACAUGUAAAUGUUGGAAUACCUGGUGACCUGGCAUGCGAUGGGGCAAAAAGCAAUGCUGAUUUUCUGUUAGUAAAGUGCAAAGUGGAUUUAAUUUUGGCGGAAAAGGAUACCAACACAGAAGAAAAGGAAAUGGAUAAUUCAACAAACCUACCAAAGACAAGAAAACGAACCCUGGAUCAAUCGUGUUCACUCCCAAAACAGGAAGAUGAGGAGGAAAUAGUAGUGCAGGGCAAGCGAAGACAACAUGAUGCCAAUUAGUUAUGACAACUAUGUGGCAGCAGUUAUGUAACUGAUAUUGCAAAAGAACUUUAGUCCUAUAAGGGGCUUAUUGCUAGAUAAUUUCGGUAAUAACGUUUUGUUAUAUGGCCAUAACAAUAUUUCCUAAAAUACUAAUCGAGAUUUUACGACAGUUAGAGUAUAGCUCAGUUAUCAAUUCCCUACCGGUGAAACAGGGUAAACUGUUGGUUUCCUCUCCACCCGUUUUGUAUAGAUGUGGAUACAAAUAUACAUGUACAUACCGCCGAAUUUUAUUAGCGAUCUAGCGGCUUAAUUCCUUGAGGGAGUUUUAUUAGAUUUCACACAAUGAUAAAGUACCAGGAUAUCUCCAGUUUCUGGGUUUCUUGAUCGAAUUUAAGAUCAUUGUUACUGUUUUUGGCGUGGGCGCGUAGAGGACAUGUAUGGCUUAAGUAAUAUCCAGAGUGUUUUUUCUUUGUUACUUCAACCUCUUGGUGUCCGUUUCAGAAUUCUUUGAAUGAUUAAUGACGUUACAGUAGCGAUAAUGUAAACAACUUGUAAUAUCCUAGCACAUACUCGCUGGUAGAAUACAGAGAAAAUGUAAACUUUCCUUCUUUCUGUAUAUACACGGUUUUCAAUCGGACUCCGUCCGUCCGAUUGACUCCCAUUUCUGAAGCGUAACUAAAGAACCGUUUAAGAUAACUUCACCAAAUCUGUUGUGGUGUAGUAUUGAUUUUUGUUAUGGAGUGCUUUGCAUUUUUCAUAAUUUUCGUGUGACGAUUUGAACAAAUCGGUACAAACCUAAAUAUUGCACUUGCAAACAAACUUAUUCAUGUAUUCGUAAUUUCCAUUUCUUCAGUGGGGCACGGGUGAUAUUGACAACUACAUUUUCUUGGUAAGCUUGUGUAUUCAUUUGUGAAAUAUGCCAUCAAAUGCCAUUUAUUUCGAAACAUUGAUAUGUUUUAAUGUUGCUAUGUUCACGGUGAUAUCACAGACUUAAUGUAUAUAACUCAAGGUAUGUGGUAAUGUGUUUUCGUUAAUGUAAGAAGUAGUCAUCUUAACCAGACUCUGUCCUAUCCAGAUUUAUGUCUAUAAACCGGUAGAAUUUCAACUCAUCCGGACUUGUAUGUAACCCGACCAUAUCUCAAUGUCCUUCUUUACGCUAGUUUAUCUACUCCAGUGUGCAGCGGUGGGUGUUUUGGCUCCCGGUGAGUGUUUACGCAGUGCUGAACGGGUAAAUUAUCAAUUGACCAUGCAUCGUCACUGUCAGGGUAGCCAUAAACAGCCAAUUACCAGAACUUCUUUCACGUAUAAUAAGGAAAGUUGCCAUAUGAAUUCAAACCUAUGUGAUAUGUAAUUGUGUCAUGUACACUUACAAACUGCUUUAGGUUCCUCUGUACAGAAGAAUAGCUAAUCAUAGAAAAAUAUAGAUAUUCACAAAUUUGCGCAAAACUAGUCGUGUAAUAUACCAACAUCUUUGUCUAAUUUCUGUAAAGUCUGGUAAGAUAUAUUAGACAUUUGUAUUGACAGGAUUUGACUUUAUGUACGUACAAACAAUUAUUUUGUUUUAACCUUGAGAUACAGAUGGCGACUUUGGAUUAUAUCACACAA